Messenger RNA from Drosophila ficusphila, 738 nucleotides. Its product is annotated as Golgi-associated plant pathogenesis-related protein 1-like. Lineage: Eukaryota; Metazoa; Arthropoda; Insecta; Diptera; Drosophilidae. Bases 48 to 608 code for a protein of 186 amino acids. The transcript has 4 exons. The record is from RefSeq and is a predicted model, not a curated record.
UGAGACUUGUCAAAUUAUUCAUACUUACUUUGUGCAUAACACUAGAAAUGGCUUUGGUGAACACAUUACUAGUUGUGGCUUUCUGUUGGUUUUUGGUAGUCGAGGCCAGCCCCAAGACGGAAAGCCUUGACAAGCACAACCAGUUGAGGGAAAAACACGGCUCUCCACCACUGACACUGGACGACAAGCUAACGCGUGAAUGUGAGAGACAUGCGAGAGAGCUGGUCGACAAAGGAGAAGUGGAUCAGUCAAGAGAUACAGUAAAUUACGGUGAAAACUUGUGCCACCGAUUUAAAGAUCCCGAGAAAUGUGUUCAAGAUUGGUACGAUGAAAUCAAAUAUUACGAUUUUAGCAAGCCUGGGUUUGACAUGAAAACAUCCCAUUUUACCGCCUUGGUGUGGAAAAAAACUGAAAAAAUGGGUCAUGGCCAAGCCAGAGAUCGACUUGGAGGCACCUUCGUAGUAGUGCGAUAUUAUCCACCAGGAAAUGUGAAUGGGGAGUUCAAAAAAAAUGUUCCAAGGCCCAUCGAUGGAAAGGAUAGCUCCAACCUACCUCAAGUCGAUGCCAUUCUCGUCCUACUUGCGUUCUGCCUGCACUUCAAAAUUUAAGCCCACAUGUGUUUUGCUUUCCUCAAACCUUUUUCGGUUGUACAUUUGUAGUUUAUUUAAAAUUAAUACAUUUAUUAUUGUAAAUGUAUUAUUUAUAUAUUAAUACAUGUUUUAAUUUUAAAUACUAAAA